This is a messenger RNA of Saccostrea cuccullata (small rock oyster), 1227 nucleotides long. RefSeq lists its product as uncharacterized. The record is from RefSeq and is a predicted model, not a curated record. Bases 1 to 1227 code for a protein of 408 amino acids. Lineage: Eukaryota; Metazoa; Mollusca; Bivalvia; Ostreida; Ostreidae. The transcript has 3 exons.
AUGUUCAAGGAGCAUAGCAAGGGACUCGGUAGAAGGAAUUUGUAUGGAUCUACUAUCCCAGACUUCCCUACAGGCUUCGAUACCCUCGUCGUGCGGAAUAUUGGUGUACAAAGAUGUGACGUCCAUAGUCACGAGGAGGUGUUCCACAGUCUAGGAACAACUGGUCAGAGGUCAGUUAACAAAACACGUAAACCCCACUCGAGACGCUUUAAACGCAUUAAGACAAUCGCGAGGGACGGACCCAUACAAACUCUUGACGUCUGCCCAGUGCUCAGUACAUCUAGUGCUCCUCUCUCCGAAUCGGAGACCUCACUUCUUUCCAAGGGGCUAAAUUUCUGCCCCACGCCACAUGAGGUCGACGAAAAACAAGUCAGAGAGGACACCCAAGCAUUCUUCCGGAGACUUCGUUUGAAGGAGCACUACUCUAGAAAAGACUCCGAAGUAAAUUCAUACGACUCUUCCAAGCCAGAUUUACACGACCUAGAGGAACACAAACUCUAUAAGCCCAAGAGUGACUGGGAACCUGCACCGGGCAAAUGCGGCGCGCUUGAGUCGUAUAUUGACGCCGUUGAGUCAGACAUAGAGAAGCUCCUUUCAAUGCCAGACAAGACUCCCCACAAUUUGAGUAAUGAAGAGAGAUCUGCCUUACAAUCAUUAAAAAAUCGGGAUGACAUUGUAAUCAAGAAAGCAGACAAAGGAUCUACAGUUGUAGUAAUGGAUAAAGUGACUUACAUGGCGGAGGCCCAAAGAAAACUCUCAGACGAACGUUUCUAUAAGAAACUGGACUCUGACCCUACUAAAGAAUUCUCCACCGCCAUUACCAAAACUCUUGACGAUAUGUUUGAGAAAGAUGAGAUUGGUAUCAAAGUCUAUGAGACCUUAAAUCCUAUUGACUGUAGACCAGGACAAUUCUAUCUGCUUCCUAAAAUACACAAAGAAGGCAUGCCAGGUCGCCCCAUUGUCAGCGCAAUUGGACACCCCACGGAGAAAAUUUCUGAAUUCAUUGAUUUACAUCUCCGUCCACACGUAGAGAGUUUGCCAUCCUAUCUCAAGGACACCACGGACUACAUUAACAAGACGCCCUCUACUGGCCUCCCUGAUCAUACCCUCCUCGUGACUAUGGACGUCACAUCUUUGUACACCAAUAUUCCGCACGAUGAGGGUAUCGAAGCCUGUAGGGAAGUCUGGGAUAGUUAUUCUUCAUCAAGUAUAGUUACGCCAUUUUGA